Lepus europaeus (European hare) is the source of this 945-nucleotide messenger RNA. RefSeq names its product olfactory receptor 9I1. The record is from RefSeq and is a predicted model, not a curated record. Gene Ontology annotation, cellular component: membrane. NCBI's taxonomy places the organism in Eukaryota, Metazoa, Chordata, Mammalia, Lagomorpha, Leporidae. Gene Ontology annotation, biological process: G protein-coupled receptor signaling pathway; sensory perception of smell. Bases 1 to 945 code for a protein of 314 amino acids. The transcript has a single exon. Gene Ontology annotation, molecular function: G protein-coupled receptor activity; odorant binding; olfactory receptor activity.
AUGGCCAGCAAUAAUCUCACCAUAGUAACUGAGUUCAUUCUCACGGGCUUUGCUGACCACCCAAAUCUAGAGAUUCCCCUCUUUCUGGUGUUUCUGGGUUUAUAUCUCAUCACCCUUCUGGGCAACAUGGGAAUGUUCAUUCUGAUUCAAGUGGACAUCCAACUCCAUACCCCAAUGUACUUCUUCCUGAGCCACCUCUCCCUGCUGGAUGCCUGUUACACCUCAGUCAUCACCCCGCAAAUCCUUGCCACACUGGCCACUAGUAAAACCAUCAUCUCCUACAAUCGCUGUGCUGCCCAAUUCUUUUUCUUCACCCUCUGCGCAGGGACAGAAUGUUUCCUGUUAACAGUGAUGGCCUAUGACCGCUAUGUUGCUAUCAGCAACCCCCUGCUGUAUAGUGUAGCCAUGAAUUCUAGAAUCUGCUGGGUUUUGGUACUGGGAGCCUAUGUCUGUGGGAUAUCAGGGGCCAUUCUUCGUACUACAUGUACCUUCACCCUCUCUUUCUGUAACAACAAUCAGAUCAACUUCUUCUUCUGUGACCUCCCACCCUUGCUAAAGCUCUCCUGCAGUGACACAACAAACUCUGAGGUUGUCAUUGUCUUCUUUGGCAACUUUGUGAUUGUGGCCAAUGCCUUGGUCAUUUUUAUUUCCUACCUACUCAUCCUCAAGGCCAUUUUUAAGGUUAAGUCUUCAGGUGGCAGGGCCAAGACAUUCUCCACAUGUGCCUCCCACCUCACUGCUGUGGCCCUUUUCUUUGGAACCCUCAUUUUUAUGUACAUACGAAAUGGCUCAGGCAAAUCCUUGGAGGAAGAUAAGGUCGUAUCUGUCUUCUACACUGUGGUCAUCCCCAUGCUUAACCCCCUGAUCUACAGUCUAAGAAAUAAGGAUGUGAAAGCUGCCUUAACAAAGGUCACUGGCAGAUUCCAAGUGUCCCAUAGCAUGUAG